AUGAAAAACGAUGAACGCUCAAAUCCAAACCUAUCUUCAAAUCCGAUGGAAAACGAUGAAACGCUGGAUAAAUUCUUCAAAACCGGUUGUACAAGAUUUGAUAGAAACCGCCAAUAUACUCACGGUCCCACUCUCGACCCUAAGUACACCGUUUUCUUGAGAAAAAUCUGCCCAACGCCCGUUGCUAAUGCCACAGGUCCACCAAGAGUGAACCCUACGGUGAAUCAGGAUAUCAUCACUCCGAAACGUUUGGACAAUUUGUACUACGAGUUGUUGAAGCAGAAAAAGGGUCUUCUUACGUCGGAUCAGGUUCUUAUGACAAGCACUUUGACCUCCAAAAUUGUGCUGAAAAAUGCUCAGAACGGUCCUGCAUGGGCUAAGAACUUCGCGGCUGCAAUGGUCAAAAUGGGCAAGACUGUCAUACUCACCGGCACUCAGGGCGAGAUCAGGGAAAACUGCCGCCUCGUCAACUGA
Molecule: messenger RNA, 474 nt
Organism: Erythranthe guttata (spotted monkey flower)
Lineage: Eukaryota; Viridiplantae; Streptophyta; Magnoliopsida; Lamiales; Phrymaceae
Product: peroxidase 5
Biological process (GO): response to oxidative stress
Molecular function (GO): peroxidase activity; heme binding
Source: RefSeq, a predicted model, not a curated record